AUGUCAUCGUCGACAUCGUCCUCGUCAUCUCACUCGCAAAGGUCACCGUUGCACGAGAGAUCAAACUCGGAGAAGAAUAAGCUGCAAAUCCGCGUCGUCCCUUAUACCCCUCCCAGGCUCGACGAGGUCGAGGCGGGCGACUCACAUGCGCGAGAAGCGGAAGCUGGGAACGAUGGCGCCCAUCAUACGGCCAUCAACCCAAGCGGCAGCGCCUCGACCGGACUCACACCCUACGGAAAGGAGGGCUACCAAGGGUUCACAUCAUGGUCGCCUUCGUCAACCUUAUCACCUUCGUCGCCCGCGAGCCCGUCGGCAAGGGUCCAGGGCAGCCGUGUUUCAGCAUCGAAACCGUCUUCCGACUCGUCUGGUGCUGAGUGUACCGCCCCACCAGCAGCCCCUGUUCUUAGCAAGGCCUCAUACGGCAGCAAUAUUAGACGCAUCAAUGCGCCGACACGGCAAUCUCGCCGCCAUGAGGACGACCCAGCUUCGCCUGCUUCGCCGACCUGGAGGAAAUCCAAGUACAGACGAGACAUCAACGUCCAUUCCGACAAGACCUUUUCUGUGGUGUUGAAGCCAGUGCACGCACGCUACUCCGACAGGUCCGAAUCGAGCUUGAGUCAACCUCCGCUCUCCAACACCUCUACAGUCAGCUCGCAUGAACGUAUUUCGUUUGAUGCGCCAAUUGAAGAUCUUCACAGCUCUCCGUUGAGCUCAGUCGCCGAGCGCAGUGUCUCGUCUUCCACACCAGCUUCUCCCACCGCCUCCACAGAGUUACCUGAAGAUCAUAUCACCUCUUCGCCCGAGAACUAUCGCCUAAUCGGUGGCCUACGCAAGGUUCCGAGGACGCCUGAUUUGAAGAACAAAGGCAAGGGCAAGGAAGUCGCAACACGACCACUACCACCACUACCAGAGGCGCCAACCACACCACCAAAGACCGAACCGUCCCACGUGGUAGCAACGAAGUCGUCCUUCAGUUCCGAACUAAGCGCGUCGACCGUUGAGGAGACUACUAAUUACAAAGUACUUGGCCGCAGUUCCCCACCUCUACCAGAUUCCGACAGCAUCUACGCACCUCCGUCGUCAAGCAGCCCAAACUACAAACUUCUGGGACGGUCUUCUCCGCCUAAACCUUUCGUCUCAUCUCCUCCUCGCCCGCAGGGAUCCGUUGACACACCAUCAAGUCAAAAUUUUGCUGUCCCAAGCGACAUCGACACACCGGGAAGCAAAAACUUCAUAGUGCACCGCAACAUCGAUACACCCAGAAGCCGAAACUUCAUAGCCUACAGCGAUAUCGAUACUCCACAGAGUCAAGACCUUAUUGGCUACUCCGACGUUGACACCCCAGGUAGCAGAAAUUUCGUUGUUCACGGCAAUCCGUCCGCUUCGUCCUCAGUAUAUGCCUUCGCCCGUCGACCUCGACGCUAUUCAUCCGACGACAGUCUUCACGAGAUAUUAGCAAAGUACUCGCAGGAGAGUCUUGUGAUAGCUCCACUCGAAGCGCGAAAAAGACCGUUGUCCGAGAGGUUUGGCCAUUAUAAGCAGAAUUCGCGAGACUCUCUUCGAGGACGCGCGGACUCGUUUUCUUCCAUAUCGAGCAUCGUCAGCCAGGACACCCCGAAUAUCGUGCGGUUCCAUAGCACGGCCUCAAUCUCGUCGAUACCGCAAACUUCAUGGGCAGGACCGUCAAGACCGUCAAGUGUCGGAACAAGCAGGGCACUGAUGGAUACACAUCAAUGGAGUUCACAGCUGUCCACAGUGCCGUCCGAAUACGAGGGGACCGAACGCAGUUCGCGGGUUAUCUCGAUCGGUUCGUUGCCGGACAGAAGUAGUAGCGCCCGCGGGAGCCGGAAUAGCAGGCAAAUACGGAGUAUUUCGUCCUCGAUACUCGAAAACCUGGAGCCAUCACAAUCGCAUUCGAGAUCGAACUCUCGAUCCGAUUCCUUAGAAAGACCAGCACCCGUUUUCGCGAGAGGCGCGCGAGAGCUUCCGAGCCCGCCACUGCGCACGGAGCCGUCUGGGAUUUUCCUCACGCCAAUCAUCCAACAGAAGCUUGCGUUCGUCAGCCAGCUCGCGUUCUGGAAGUAUUCACACCUCUAUCCCAGCAUGGGCAAGACUAUAUUAUGGCAGUGGCGAAAGACGUUGGCUAGCAGCACCGUCGAUGAGAUCCGAAGGAGGCGAAAGUCGACCAGGAAGCUCGUGGGCGGCAAGCGGUUCCCCGUCUCUGGACGACGUCGCCAGUAA
Anthostomella pinea is the source of this 2241-nucleotide messenger RNA. The record is from the annotation of a GenBank genome assembly. NCBI's taxonomy places the organism in Eukaryota, Fungi, Ascomycota, Sordariomycetes, Xylariales, Xylariaceae.